UGACGAACAGCAAGCGCACAAUCGAUGACGUCCUUGCACUUACGGAUGAGCACAAAGGAGUCAAAGAGCUAGUUCAUAAGGUGGAUGUUCAGAACCUGUUCCCCAAUGAAACCAAAGGUGGAUCUCACCGGCUCGAACUCGAGUGUUUGUCCUACACCAGUGCCCGGCUGCUCGCUCGUGCAUGUCCAUGAGAGGGAGACUUUGGGUGCGUGCCUGUUGAAUUCUUGGCUGUGCAUGGUUUGCCUGCUCGCCUCGUCAGUCAAACAGCGUCAGUUCUCAGUGUAAAGAUGCAUACAUGUAGGCUGUCUGCCCGUCCUAGACCUCUGUCGGCCCGUCGGCCGUGCUAUGCGCGCUGUCUAUUUUCGUGUAUGUUGCGUGUAUCUGUGGGUGAGACUCACGAGGCUGUAUAGCUACCGAGAUUUGAGUGAACAGCUGCCCCCCCUAAAAUGUCCAGCCGGCUGGAUGACCUUGAAGCUUCACAGAUUGGCGAAAUCAAGCCUGCUGCGAUUGUGGUCCCCCCGCGUCGCAGCCUCUCGGAAUCGCGUAAACUAUCGGGCUUUCCCCCUUUCCCCUGCUGAGCUCGCAGGGCCUCCGGCCCUUUUUUCUCCUUAAUAUGACGGCUGCUCGGGCCACACCUGCCAGCAUCAUAUCCAGCUCGAGCAGCUCUGCAGAAUGAGUACAGAAUCGACCCCAAUCUCAGCCGACUCAGCUCAUCCGCCCCCGCCGUCUCAGGAGGGCGUCUCUGCAGUGCUGGGAGACGAUGCCUCGCCCUUGCAGCCAGCCGCUGGUCCUGUGCGGUGUUGCCCAUGCAACAAAGACCGGAACAGUACCACUGGAUCGAGGUGCAAGAGGAAGGGGAAGAAGAGAAGGGCAAGAAGUGCACCAACUGCCAUUCCUGUGACCUAGGCAUACGUGAGAAUCGAGAGCCCGAGGACAAUACCUUCACCGCCGAGAAGUCGAACCUCCCCUCUACUCAUCCUCGUGCCUUCCACUCGGAUGAGUCUUCGCUACGAGGCGGAUCCGCGGCGUAUGUUCCUCCCAAGUGUGCCAGCUGCCACAUCCGCCCGGCGUCCUCGAGCAAGGGCAUCUGCUACGCCUGCCUCAGCAAUGGUGCCGAGCCUCCCCACCGCCCGCCUCCCGGCAUACCCCUCGCUCCCCCUGCUGGCCCUCCGACGUCUUCAUUCGUCCAGGAGAGGAUGCAUGAGGCCUUCGGAGCCACCGAUUUCAAUCAACAGAGCAACCUCAUGGACACCGACUGGCAGCGCUGGUACGCCCGCCUCGGCCCGCUGCGAGGGUGCCUUUGGGAUCCGCCGGGUGCUUCGGGGAAGCGACUGGCCCGACUGCUUGCAACCGAGGGCCGUCGGUGGCGUGAGGAGCAGCUGCCGAGUGAGCGCGUCCUCAUCUGCGCUUGCACGAUUCUCUAUCGGGCGCCAGAUGUCACUGGCGAGGACAUCGCCAAGACGGUGGAGCAGCGGAUGGACCAAUGGGAGAAGGGCGACUUCUAGCAGCUCGUACAGGAGGCUGAGCGCAACAACGCUCUCCUGGCCACCAGACCUGUCGGCAAGGACGACACCAACGGAGCCACUCUGCGCCAAUUCCGUCGCCUGAUCGACAAGGGCAAGGUCAGGCAGGCCGUUCGGCUCCUGACCGAGCGGGGAGGGGGAGGCGCGCUGGACCCCAACGACCUCGCUGAGGCCGACCCUAUGGGCCGCACCGUCCGGGAGGUCCUCGAGUCGAAGCACUCUACUCAGAGUGACCCUGACGCAUCUUGCUUCCUCGACCGGCCCCUCCCUCUCCUCACCCAGGUCGAGAUCACCGCCAACCACAUCGAGCGAGCGGCACGGGCAACGAAG
This is a messenger RNA of Vitrella brassicaformis, 1853 nucleotides long. Lineage: Eukaryota; Vitrellaceae. The record is from the annotation of a GenBank genome assembly.